AUGGCUCCUUCGGCGAUUCUCGAGCAGCACACCAAUGGCACCAACGGCAACAGUCUCAAUGCCAAGGCCACCACCUUCACGCCUGUAGGCCAGGCCGCGACCUCCAACUACCAUGCUGCCUCUUCCGAGCAGGCCAUGAGCACGGAAGCCGAAUACGCUGCCCACAACUACCACCCUCUCCCCAUCGUCUUCGCCAAAGCCUCUGGCUGCUCGGUCUGGGACCCUGAAGGCAAGCACUAUCUCGACUUCCUCUCCGCCUACUCGGCCGUCAAUCAGGGCCAUUGUCACCCCAAACUCAUCCAGGCACUUGUUGAGCAGGCUAGUCGUCUGACCCUCUCCAGCAGAGCCUUCUACAACGAUGUCUUUCCCAAAUUCGCCGAGAAGAUCACCACAAUGAUGGGCUUCGACAUGGUGCUGCCCAUGAACACCGGKGCCGAGGCCGUGGAGACGGCAGUGAAGCUGGCGAGAAAGUGGGGAUACAAAGUCAAGGGAAUUCCACACGACAAGGCAUUGGUUUUCAGCGUGCAGGAGAACUUCCACGGCCGCACAUUCGCUGCAAUCACCAUGUCUACGGACCCAGAAAGCAAGGAGAACUACGGUCCAUACCUUCCAGGUGUUGGAUCGGAAUGCCCUGUGACCGGUCAGAAGAUCCCAUUCAACGACGUCAAGGCACUGGAAGAUGUUCUUGAAGCACAUGGCAAGAACACCGCGGCUUUCCUUGUGGAGCCCAUCCAAGGAGAGGCUGGAAUUGUCGUUCCAGAUGAAGACUACUUGGUCAAGGUUCGCGAACUCUGCACAAAGCACAAUGUGCUCCUCAUCUGCRACGAGAUUCAGACUGGUAUUGCACGCACAGGAAAGAUGCUCUGCCACGAGUGGAGCGGGAUCAAGCCCGAUCUUGUCCUUCUUGGCAAGGCCAUCAGCGGUGGCAUGUACCCGGUGUCAUGUGUCCUCGGCUCAAAGGAGGUCAUGCUCACCAUUGAGCCUGGUACGCACGGCAGCACAUACGGAGGCAAUCCUCUUGGAAGUGCUGUUGCCAUCAAGGCUCUCGAGAUUGUUGAAGAGGAGCAGCUUGUUGAGCGUGCUGAGCGAUUGGGCCACGUCUUCAGAGAUGGUCUUGCUGCCAUUGCCAAGAAGGGACCAAUGAUCACCACUAUUCGUGGAAAGGGUCUGCUCAACGCCAUUGUGAUUGACGAGUCGAAGACUGGAGGUCACAGUGCGUGGGAUUUGUGCAUGCUGAUGAAGACAAAGGGUCUACUGGCAAAACCCACACACYAAAACAUCAUCCGUAUGGCACCACCACUCGUCAUCACCGAUGAGGAGAUCAAGUCUGCAUUGAGCAUCAUCGAGGAGGCGAUUGAGGAGCUUCCCAACCUCCAGGGCGGCAAAGAGGCCAAGGUCAUCCCUCCCGGCGAGAAGAACGUACACAUCGGCAUUGAGAACUAA
This is a messenger RNA of Ramularia collo-cygni, 1443 nucleotides long. Its product is annotated as probable ornithine aminotransferase. Lineage: Eukaryota; Fungi; Ascomycota; Dothideomycetes; Mycosphaerellales; Mycosphaerellaceae. The record is from RefSeq and is a predicted model, not a curated record. Bases 1 to 1443 code for a protein of 480 amino acids. Gene Ontology annotation, cellular component: cytoplasm. Gene Ontology annotation, molecular function: identical protein binding; L-ornithine transaminase activity; pyridoxal phosphate binding. The transcript has 2 exons.